CACACAAAACCUCAAACCACACAGAACCAAAACACAAAACACCAAAACACAAAACCGCAAAACACACAAAACCGCAAACCACAAAACCGCAAACCACACAAAAUCUCAAACCACCCAAAACCCAAACCACCCAAAACCUCAAACCACCCAAAACCUCAAACCACCCGGAAUCACGGCCUGCCCGCAAACACAGACCCGAUUCCGCCGAGCCACACCAGAUCGCCAGGACCACGAAAACAACCCCCACUUAACCCCUCGUCAUUGGCCUCCCCGACCCGCCCGGCGCCCUGACCCCGGUCCUGCACACCGCCGCCGCGCCCGUGCCUCCUUGACCUCCCAGCGCCUCCAGCCCCACCAAAUCCCACAACCACGCUUUUUCUCCCCCAGAAAAAAGCACACACACCCCCUGUCGCCACCAUGUCUGCCGUGGAGUCCGACGCGGAGUCCGAGCGCGAUGUUGUCGCCGUUUCCGAGCACUUGCUGCGCCACGUGCUGCUUGGGCGGCGCACGAAGAAACGGUGGUCGUUCCACGACUCCUCCAGACCCAACUUGGUGGGCCGCCCGGCCGCCGCCAACCGCCGCCGCCGCCUCAGCGACGUCACGGGCAUUGACGGCGUGCACAAAGAAAUCGACCCCUACCACAUUUCGCCCGCGCAGCUCUACCUGACGGAGUCGGGGCGGCUCUUCCACGCGGGCAAGAUCUGCAUUGCCCUUGCCGGGUUGCCGGGGCGGGGCAAGACCCACCUCCUGGUGCUGUUGACGCGCUACUUGCGCUGGCUCGGCGUCAAGACCCACAGCUUCCACCUUUGCGACUACCGCCGCGCGCUGAGCCGCGACGAGGACUUGGACCACAUGUUGUUUGUGGCGCCGGCCGGCGACACGGGCGCCGCGCGCUUCGAGAACCAGACCGUGGACGACUGCUUGAACGACAUCUUGAACUUCUUCGAGAACGACAAGGGCCAGGUGGCUAUCUACGACGCGGUCAACGCGCGGCCCGAGUACCGGCGCCAGUUGGCGGACCGCUUCAAGGCCGAUGGCAUCCAAUGCAUUUUCAUCGAACUGACCGUGACUGACGCCAGCAUCUUGCACAAGAACAUCGACUCCGCGGCGCGCCUGCUGCCGGACUAUGAGAACUGGGACUACGCGGCCGCGCACGCGGACUACUCGCGCCGCAUCCACUUGUUGGAGCCGUACUACCGCGAAAUGAGCGCCACGGGCGCCGACGCGGCCUUGUCCUUCAUCAAGUUCAUCAACUUCGGCCGCCGCAUCGAGUUGAACAACUCCAACUACGGCUACUUGAUCAACAAGGUCGUGUUCUUCCUCAUGAACUCGCGCAUCAAGCUGGGCUCCGUGUACUUUGCGCGCUGCUACAAGAACGACUGGGACUACCUGAAGGACCCGCCCUUGGACGCUGCCGGCGUGCAGUACUCGCGCAACCUUGCGGGCACUGUGCUCAAGCUUCUCGAGGCCAAGGGCCGCACGUUCGGCGACGGCUCGCGCGCGGCCGCGGCGCCGCUGCUGAGCGCCAUGAAACCCGCCUUGUCCACGGACCAGAAGCACCCGCCCACGGGCGCGGACGGCGUGGACGACGAUUCCUUCGUGGUCUGGACGUCCGUCAAGAAAAGAACCAUCCAGACCACGCAGCCGUUCCGCGACGCCGGCGUCAACGUCAGGCACCGCAUCCAGUUGUCCCAGCGCAACCCGGGCGUGGUGGCGGGCAUGUCCGACGACGAGAUCCAGCAGAAGUUCCCGUCCGAGUACGCGCUGUACCUCAAGGACUCGUACCACCACCGCUUUUCGCGCGCGGAGCUGUACCACGACUUGGCCAUCAAGAUCGAGCCGUUGAUCCUCGAGAUGGAGCGGAUGAGCGGCGACAUCUUGAUCAUCGCGGACGAGACGGUCUUGCGUGUCUUGCACGGCUACCUCAUGGCGUUCUCCUGCUACGACAUCCCGUGGUUGGAGUUCUCCAUGGACGACAUCAUCGAGGUCAAGUUCAACGCGUACGCCAACACCGCGCGUAGAAUCCCGAUCGAGGACUUUUCCGCGCGCUAGGCCGCGCCCGCCCCCGGGGGCCGGCUUUUCGCGGGGCCUCGCCCCGCACGUUGUUGCUGAUGUGAGUCUACGGCGCCACGGGGAUACUGGAUUUUCCCUGUGUUGCGGUGUGCGGCUCGAGCCGGCAGAUGUAGGGUGGCCCG
Messenger RNA from Metschnikowia bicuspidata var. bicuspidata NRRL YB-4993, 2195 nucleotides. RefSeq names its product bifunctional fructose-2,6-bisphosphate 2-phosphatase/6-phosphofructo-2-kinase. Gene Ontology annotation, cellular component: cytosol. Bases 418 to 2052 code for a protein of 544 amino acids. NCBI's taxonomy places the organism in Eukaryota, Fungi, Ascomycota, Pichiomycetes, Serinales, Metschnikowiaceae. Gene Ontology annotation, molecular function: fructose-2,6-bisphosphate 2-phosphatase activity; 6-phosphofructo-2-kinase activity; ATP binding. Gene Ontology annotation, biological process: fructose metabolic process; fructose 2,6-bisphosphate metabolic process. The record is from RefSeq and is a predicted model, not a curated record. The transcript is spliced from 2 exons.